AUGGCAAUAAUCGAAUUGGCUCACAUCAGCCUAAAGAAUGGCCUCACCGCAUCCGAUCCUACACUGAAGAAGAACCUCCAAGAAGUCAAGAGAGUAAUUGAAGAGUACAGCAAGCUUCAGACUCUAUUCUACACCCGCAUCGAUGACCCGACCAACAUGUUUGUCAUCGGCGCGUGGGAAAGCAAGGACCAACAUCAGCACGGAUUCAAUGGCUCACCUCAACAAGACGAGAUUCUCGACCUGAUCAAGGACCAAAUGGGCAUCGAUUGGAUGCACUACAUGAACGUCGAACCGUCUCGGAUUCCGCUGAAUGCACCCGUACUAGUGAUCCUGAAGACGGUCCACAACAGGGAUGUACACAAGCUGGCGUUUGACAACGAGUUUGCGGCAGGCACCUCGACCAUGGGAGGAGCCAGGCACGGCGCUGUCUCGGCGUGGAAUAUACCAAAGGACGACAAAGAGCAUGUCGUUCGGGUGCACUUUGCGGGAUGGGACAACGUCGACGAAGCGAUGGAGGCAGUGAGCACUGCUAUCGCCCAUACGAAGAGGCCCAGACAGCAGCCGUUGGAGGUCAGCUUUUUCUUCACCGAGAGGACGGGACUGGAUUAA
Molecule: messenger RNA, 609 nt
Organism: Exophiala xenobiotica
Lineage: Eukaryota; Fungi; Ascomycota; Eurotiomycetes; Chaetothyriales; Herpotrichiellaceae
Exons: 1
Coding region: 1-609 (202 amino acids)
Source: RefSeq, a predicted model, not a curated record